AAUCCUUUACAAAUAAUUUGCCGCCAAUUGUUUAAAAUGUUUUUAUUUUUAUUUUUUUAAAUUUGUAAAUGACUUUCAAAAGUUAUCGACAAUAAGGAUCUCUUUCUCUUAUAGUCUUCAGCAGACAACUAGUGAUCAAAACAAAAUGGUAAACACAAUGGCUCAGAGUGUGUCCGACGACUCUAAGAUGAAACUAAUGGAAAUCAAGUAUCAACUCUUGUACGACAUCUGCAAAAAACAAAUCAAAGAUCCGUCGUUUCAGAAGCUAUUCUCGUUGAUUGAACUAAAGUAUGAAAAUCCAGAUUUAUAUGAUGUCAUCAAAAAGUAUGAGACAAUGAGUACAGACAUCGAUGUCGAAUCAAUACAUCAUACCAUUUAUGAGACAAUCAAAGACAAAUGUAUCGAUUUGUUACAACUGAUCUCUGGUCAGGACAUCGAUCGACAAGCGUUGAGUGACAGCGAAAUCCAAUCAAUGUUGUCGUCAAAGUUGGAUGUCUUGAGCAAUGAGAUCAAUCAAAACCAUACUCUGGAGAAACAAUUGGAGAAAAACUAUGAAACCUAUCAAACCUUGGUCAGUGAAUAUAUGGAUAAUGUUAUGAAAUAUUAUCAAAAAUAUAAGAUACCAUUUAAGCUGAGUUAUGAUGAGAUUCAGUGUACUCUUCAUAUGAGUAAAGCACAGACACUGUGCGUCCGUAAGAGAUUGGCUGAAACAGAGGCUGUAGUCGAAAAGUAUGGUAACAUCGAAACGAUUAAGAAGUUAACCGACGAACGAAAGUCAUUGGAAUCGGAGAACCAUAGACUUGAAAGCGAACUCAUGAGGGCUGAAGGACUGUUGGCUGAAUAUGAAGGUCUCGAUAAAGGACUGCUCAAAGAGUAUAAACGUGUUAAGAGUGAUCUCGAGUGCAGAAUGUGGGCCAUCAAUGAACUGAAUAAGAGUUCUGGUUCUUCAUUAGAUGAAUGAAUUGAAUUGAAUUUUAUAAAUAUUUGCCACAAAUUAUUGUUCAUUUAAUGGUUUGGUUUAUAAACUGUAAAUAUUUUUCUGUAUUUAAUAUUGAUUUUGUUUAACACAUA
Oppia nitens is the source of this 1071-nucleotide messenger RNA. RefSeq lists its product as uncharacterized. Gene Ontology annotation, biological process: spindle assembly; centrosome cycle. Lineage: Eukaryota; Metazoa; Arthropoda; Arachnida; Sarcoptiformes; Oppiidae. The transcript has 5 exons. Gene Ontology annotation, cellular component: HAUS complex. Gene Ontology annotation, molecular function: microtubule minus-end binding. The coding region runs from base 146 to 961 and encodes 271 amino acids. The record is from RefSeq and is a predicted model, not a curated record.